AUGGACUUGCCGACACGUGUCGUGUGUGCUCUGCUCCUGCUGGCCCUGCUGCUGGCAGUGACUCCCUGCCCAGGAGAGUCCAAGGAGCUCUGCCCGCACCCCUGCCGCUGCCAGAGGCGUGGACUGCUGGACUGCCGCCACGCCGGCCUGGCCACCGUGCCCCCGGCCACCCGCCGACGGGCCCUCACCGUCCUAGAUUUCACUGGCAACUCCAUUGCUACUUUGGAUGAACAAGCAUGGAAGGAAUACCCCUGGACUGAGACUCUAGUCCUCAGGGACAAUGAGCUGCAGGCAGUGAAGAGCCAUUCCCUGGAGGGGCUGUUCCUGCUGAAGCACCUGGACUUGUCUGCCAAUAGGAUCCUGUUGAUUGAGGAAGGUGCUUUUGAGCCACUGCCUUUCCUGAGGCUUCUAAACCUCAGUGGGAAUGGCCUCACACAGAUCCACAGCAGCACUUUCCAGGCAUGGCACGGGAUGCAGUUUCUAGAGGAGCUGAUCCUAAGCCACAACCCCCUGACCGUGAUUGCUGACCCAGCAUUCUUCAAGCUGCCUUCACUCAACUAUCUGGACCUGAGUGCAACUCAAGUGACUCCGCAGACGUUGCUGCUGCUCCUGCAGACAAUAGUGCACUUGGAAACCCUCAAACUGCCCAAGGAUGUGGCCUGCUGCCUCUGCCAGGAGCAUGCCAGCACCGAGACCCCGUGCAGGACCAUCCAGUUCCUCUGCGAGAACCUGUGCAGCAGCAGCAGUGCCCAGUGUGCUGCUCACACAGGUCCUGUGGCACAGACACAGGGAGAAGUAAUGGAAGUGGAGCCCUCUGGAAAAGCAAAGAGCAGCCCAGUCUUGAACCUCAGGGCCAAGCAGCCUUUGCUGGGAGACCAUGGAACUGUAACUCUUGGGGUUGCCCUGACCCUGAGCAGCACUGAGGGGGAUGUCAGCAGCCUCAAGGAUUCCAGAUCAGAUUCAUAUCCCCCUGAGCACCUCUCCAGGCAGGAAGGCAAAACAGCUGAUGAUGAGCUGAUGGUUGAGCUCAGGAAUAAUCUGCACAAGGCAGAAGAGGAGGAGGAAGCACCAUCUUUAAUGCAGAACUAUGGGUGGACUCAGAAAGAGCACAAUAAGAAGGCCAGCCAGCAAAAGCAGCGGGACUCCCAUUUGAACUGGCAGUCAUUAAACCCCUGGGAUGGAGCUGGUGGGUUAAACCCCACUGAUGAAGACUCCGUCUCUGGACACCACAAAGGUGUGGAUGUAGCUCUGUCUCCAAGGCAGAACUACAUUUGGAACAAGAGAGAGCACAAGAAGACCAACAGCCAGUAUUGGGUUGGCCAAAAUCCGCUUUUCUCUCAAGCAUUGGGCCCUGCCAAAGCCCAGGGAGAGCCCACAGGCAGAGAAAGCAAAGCCCAGCAGGGUCUAAACAGGAACCUGGAUUUUCUGUCUGACCCACUGGUUAACAACGGCCCCGCUGCAAUCAGCAGGGUAGAGGACAGGGCUGAAGGAGAGCCUUCCUCUCGAGGUGGGCACUUCCCCCUCCUGCCUGACACCAUGGAGACAGCCUGGAAGCAAGAAGAGGAAGAGUUCAGGUCCCUCAACAAGCCAGGUAGCCCUGAGGGGCCAGACGUUUUACCGGUUCCAGAAGAUGUCUUUGAAAUCACAGGCUACCAUCACCUGGUGCCGGAUGAAGGCCUGCAGAUAUUCCUUGCCCAUGUAGAACAAGCCCUGAGGAAGGACUGCAGCCUGCCCAGGCUGCAGCUGGCCUGUGCCAAGAUAGUCUCCAAGACUGAGCUGCUUCUAAGUCUGCUCAGCAAGAGACAAGAGAACGAGGGAGCCUCUGCUUUCAUGGGCCAGUGCCCAAUAGAUGAGAACAUCUCCAGACGCACAGCCUUGGAGAAGGGCAAGAAACACAGAGGGAAGAAGAAACCAGAGGCCUUGGAUGACACAAUCACACUGGUGGUGUUGCUGUCUGUCCUCGCUGUCAUUUCUCUGACAGUGAUGUGUGUCCUUAAGCUCUGCUCCCGACCCUGUGCAGUGUUUUGCCGAUGCCUGUGCACUGUGUGGAGAAGUUUCCUUGUAAUUCUGCGACGGAGGUGGAGGAAGAACAAGUACAAGAAGUUAGAGGAUGUAGAGGGCUUUCCUGAGCUCAGCGAGGGGGAUUUGCUGCUGGCUCAAUACAUCAUGGAUGAGCUUGAUAAACAGGAAGAAGAAUCCCAGAAAGAGAGAGAGCAGGGGAACACAGAUGCCUCCCAGAAAGAGACUGAAUGUGAAGAACUUCACCUGCAAGAAGGUGGAGAAGAAGUGGAUGAAACUUGAGGAAAUGCCUUUGCCCAGCCCCAAGAUGCUCCUGCCCGGACGCUGCCCUGCCUCCAGCACCCCAAAAUCUGGGCCACUGACUCCGUGACCCCUCUCUGCAGAGAGGAUGCUGCAGGCGGCUGCCGUGCUCAGGACACCCUGAGGAGCCUCCCUGGGACCUGGGAAUGGGGGAGGGGGUGGGAUGCCCUGGGACCCUCCAAGCUUCUCCCUGGGGUCUGGGAACAGGGGGGUGGGAAGAGGGAGGUGGGAUGGGUUAGGACCCCCAUAGCUACUCCCUGGGGACCUGGGAACAGGGGGGUGGGAUGCCCUGGGCCCUCCAAAGCUCCUCCUUAGGGAAUAGGAAGGGGUGAUCCAGGCAGCCCCAGGUGUCCUGAGCAGCCGCUGCCGCCGCGCAGGCUCCGGAGCGCGCAGCCUUGCCAGGGCUGCAAUGUCCAGGGGGUCAGCUCGUGUGGCAGGGUCCCUUCCCACAGCCCCUUUUUGUCCAGCUGGUUUGUCUUUACGAAUACAUCUCAUUUUCUGCAGCCAGAGUGUCCUGUGAGACGGGGGAAGCGCCUGUGUGUGUGUGUGGCUGUUCCCGUGUGUGUGUGGGAGGGAGGCUGUGCUCGGGUGUCCAGUGCCAGCAGUGGGACUGUGGUUUGAACUGGCAAGCACUGAACCCCUGGGAUGGAGCUGGUGGGUUAAACCCCACUCUGACAACUCAGUUUUUGAACAGCACGAAGAUAAGGAGGAAUGAUCAGCUCCAAGGGAUUUGUUAUCAAAUACACCCCCCCAACCCCUCAGCCUCAUGAUUUGGUGAGCUUGGUGCCUCUUCCCAUUGCUUGUCCUGCCUCUGAGUUUCGUUCGUCACACCACGCUACAGAAUUUUAUUUAUUUUAAUGAAAAACAUGUUUGAAAUGAAAAAGAUUCUUUGUUUUACAUAAUGAUAAUGCUCCAAUUACUUAUAGUUGGGGUUCAACACCUCUGGCUCACUUGGCACAAAAGUCUGAACACAUUACUACAAGACUUAGGCUUAUUUCUUUAAAACAAUUUUCACUUAGAGAAAUACUUUUCCUGUGCCUGUGCAAAAGACUGUCAGUCCCACAGCUACUCCUGCUGGUAAGACGCCUUCCACUUCCAGCUUUUUCCCAUGGAUUCGAGAGACUCUGAGCCGUAUGUGGGUUCCUGCAGGGAGGGCUCAUUCCUUUUGUUGUUCUGGAAUUGCUGCACACACCUGCUAUUCUGUCUAAAUACUCGUGCAGCUCCACUGGUUCCAGAUAUAGAUGACCUCAAUAAGUUGACAGGAAAACAAUUUUUCUCCAAAGCCAGCAUAUAUUUGGGGUCUUAAUUUUAGCAACAUUAGGUUUAUUGCUCAUUUCUUUCAUUGUUACAUAUCUGGAAGAAAAGCAAAUGUUGUUUAUGACGCACGUGGUGUCUCAUGGAGUUCAAAUUUCAUCCCUAAUCAAACACUGCAAAACUUUUGGAAACGAUGUGAAGACAGAGCUGCUCUAAUUCAGUGGCAUCAUCAAAACUGAGAUCAGACAAAACUUCUUUGAGCUCCAACUGUUCCCAAGACAAUUCAUUGACCUGCAAAGAGAAAUCAAGGGCAAAUUUCCCUCCCUAAAACAAAUUUUAUCUUCAUCCCUCUGCACCUGGAAACAUAUUUUUACCACAUACAAGGGGCAGUCUCCCUGAAAUUCACCACUCAGGAACAUUUCUGCUUUGGAAAGGUUGACU
Pseudopipra pipra is the source of this 4014-nucleotide messenger RNA. RefSeq names its product leucine-rich repeat-containing protein 37A-like. The transcript has 14 exons. Lineage: Eukaryota; Metazoa; Chordata; Aves; Passeriformes; Pipridae. Gene Ontology annotation, molecular function: protein binding. The record is from RefSeq and is a predicted model, not a curated record. Bases 1 to 2301 code for a protein of 766 amino acids.